AGAGUCAACCAGAAAGUGCUCAAUUCUGGAAUAGAGCAGAAGGUCCUUGAUGCUACUAGCAAUGAGCCUUGGGGUCCUCAUGGAUCUCUUCUUGCAGACAUUGCGCAAGCUACAAGAAAUUAUCAUGAUUACCAGAGGAUUAUGCCAGUAGUAUGGAAAAGGAUUAGCGAUACUGAGAAUUGGCGACAUGUCUACAAGGCCUUGACUGUUUUGGAAUACCUGGUAGCUCAUGGGUCAGAGCGGGUCAUAGAUGAGAUUAGAGAACAUGCUUAUCAAAUAUCUACUUUGUCCGACUUCCAAUAUAUUGAUUCCAGUGGAAGGGAUCAGGGUAACAAUGUUAGAAAGAAAUCUCAGGGCCUUGUGGUCUUAGUGAAUGACAAAGAAAAAAUAUUUGAAGUUCGGCAGAAGGCUGCCGCUAACCGAGACAAAUUUCGCAGCUCAGCAGCAAGUGGAAUGUAUAGGCCUGGUUCAUAUUCAAGCUCUGGAGGAUAUGGUGACAGAUAUGAUUAUGAUCGCGAUGAAGCCCGCUAUGGUAGAGAUGAAGAACAGAAUGGUUAUGGGAGAGAAAGAGAGUAUGGCUAUAGGGAUGAUGACCGAGGCAGAUAUGGGGACUCGUACGGUCGGGAUAGAGAUCGUUAUGGUAGAGAUUAUGAAGACAUUACGGCAGAGAGUUUAGGGAUGAUGAUUAUCGGGGAGCUGCUUCCCUGUGCUGCUGCUUCCACUGCUGCUCCUAAUGCAUCUGUCUCUUCUACAGCUAUUCCUAAUAUAUCUCCCUCUCCCACAGCUACUGCAUCUGGCCCUUCUGCAAAUAGUGCUGAAAUGGACUUACUUGGUUCUCUGUCAGAUUCAUUUUCUUCAAAUCCACUGGCUAUUAUGCCAGUUUUACCUGCAACCUCUGAAGCUGAUGCUCAUGCAAACUCUGGCCUCGCACCUGCAUUUUCUACAACUCAGACGACUCAGUCAUUUGAAGAUCCAUUUGGAGACACUCCUUUUAAGGCUAUCCCUUCUACUGCCACCGACCCAACUCAACAGCAGAAAGCCAUGGCUCCUUUCCAGGCAACUGCGGACCAUGUGGAAAAUACCCAGUUGCCAGCCUCAAAAGUGGACACAAAUGAUAACUUUGGCUUUGGGGACUCCUUUUCAGCUAUUACAUACCCAGCACCCAGUAUCUCCAAUGUUCAACCUCCUUCGGUAAACUCACAGUUCUUGCCUCAAGAACUGUCAACACCUCCCCUGCAGGAAACUGAUAUUCUGGCAGACAUCCUCCCACCUUCUGUACCUUCUUCUGCUGUUUAUUCUGAGCCAGCAUUUUCAGCCUCAACUGCCCAACCGGCACAACCACGUUCUGACAUGUAUGGAAGCUUUCACCCACAGGCAGGUUCGGUAUCUUCAGUAGCCUCAAACAUGGGCCCACAAACUCCAUUUGGACAAACUGCACAGUUUAGUGGUGGGAGCUACCUCCCGCAGGGAGGUUCUGCUCCUGUGAAUUCAUAUGUGUCUUCUCUACCUCAGAAUCCAACAGGACCUCAACAGGUUAGCAGUGAAAACCUCCUUCCGCAACAAGGUUCUUUGAAUCCUGUGAACACUCAGAUUCCA
Molecule: messenger RNA, 1596 nt
Organism: Carica papaya (papaya)
Lineage: Eukaryota; Viridiplantae; Streptophyta; Magnoliopsida; Brassicales; Caricaceae
Source: RefSeq, a predicted model, not a curated record